AUGGAUUUUGUUAUAGGACUUCUGAGGACGUCUAAAGAUCAUGAAGCGAUAUGGGUUAUAGUUGAUAGACUGACCAAGUCAGCUCACUUUCUGCCAGUUCGGAUGACUUAUGACAUAGACAAGUUUGCCCAAUUUUACAUUGGUGCAAUCGUCAGAUUGCACGGCAUACCGAUUUUGGCAGAGUCUGUAGAAAGCUAUGGGCACGAAGCUGCAUUUCAGUACCGCUUAUCACCCUCAGACAGAUGGAUAACCCUGAUUCGUGAACUGAUUCGAGUUGCACAGAACAGACAGAAAAGCAAUGCAGACAACAGGAGGAAGGACCUUGAAUUGGAUAAAGGUGACAUGGUGUUUCUUCGUGUGGCACCCAUGAAAGGUGUGAUGAGGCAGGCUCUCCCACCUGCCAUGAAGAACAUCCACAACACCUUCCAUGUAUCAAUGCUGAAGAAAUAUGUUCAUGAUCCUUCACACACACUAAACUACGAACCACUCGAUCUAAAGGUGGACAUGACCUAUGAAGAAAAGCCAGUUCAGAUUUUAGAUCGGAAGGAUCAAGUGCUUCGCAAUCGAUCAAUACCCCUAGUCAAGGUGCUUUGGAGAAAUCAUGCCAUUGAAGAAGCAUCUUGGGAAUGGGAGGAAGAUAUACGAGCUAAAUACCCUGAGAUAUUUACAAACUGA
Messenger RNA from Telopea speciosissima, 675 nucleotides. RefSeq lists its product as uncharacterized. NCBI's taxonomy places the organism in Eukaryota, Viridiplantae, Streptophyta, Magnoliopsida, Proteales, Proteaceae. The record is from RefSeq and is a predicted model, not a curated record. The coding region runs from base 1 to 675 and encodes 224 amino acids. The transcript has 4 exons.